AGAGAAAGGAAAUUCAACAGGAAAAGCAGAAAGCACUGGACGUCCAAACAAGAAAGCAGGCCAAUAGGAAGAAAGCUUUACUGACUCGUGUCCAGGAGAUUCUUGAAAAUGUCCAGGUGUGUCAGAAAACUUCUAGAUUGAAAUGAAGACAGUACAAAGUAAACACUGGUAACAGCUUUUCAGAAAAGCUUACUAGUUGUGAAGUAUGUUUUGGUUGAGUAUGAUUUGUUGGAGAGAAUCCAUUUGUUUGUUAGUGCUGCCCAGUACUUGAGUCAGAGAGGGUCCUUAGACAGUGGCUCCAUACACUGGGCAUAGCUGCUUAUUGUCUGUCUUGUGACCACAAACAGUGUCAGAGAUGACAGAAUUGCCCAUUGUAGUUAGCCGCUGAAUUAAUCAGACUGUUUAGUAAAGGACCUUCUUAUUCUCUGCUAAAGUAAAUAAUUGCCUUCAAAGGAUUUGGGAUGUGUAUAUGUGUGUGUUCAUGUGUGAAACUUUUACUCUUAGAUAUGGAAAACUGCCAUCCACGUAGAUUAAACAAAUAGGCUGGCCUGCAUAUAUCUCCAGACUAAAACUGAAAUCAUUUAAAUGACAAUAUCUAUGCCUUUUGUAGCUAUUUUUAUUUAAAUUAACUCAGAUUUAGGUAAACAAGGAUUGUGUCAUUUCAUACUAAAAAGAAAAACCAGUGAUUUAAAUGGAACAACUAAAUCCGCCAUACAUAACACUUUUGCUUUUUUGUAGUUUUCAGGGCUUUUCGGCUGUCUCUGUGACUUCUGCUGGAUGACUGCGGUAGUGAGCCUUAGGUUGUUUCCACCAACUGCUGCGUUUCCCUGUGGGGUCGUGUAUAGUGCUGGCAGUAGAUUUUAAUUUGCAGAUUAUAACUACUGUCUAUGUUAGUUAAUGUAUAGUAGUUUGUUAGCCUACUGACUGUUUCCUGUUAUUACAACAAAAAUGGCAGAGUGUUCUGAAUCUAGUCCAUGGAGAGGAUCCAAUUCUUAUUAACAGAUUAUACUAAUGAAAUUACUUGAGUCCUAGAACUUUCUGUUUAGAAAAGCGUACACAAUGUCACCUGUAAUGAAUUUCUAUAUAGACAGGGAUUUUAUGGAAUCCAAAUAGAUUGGGAGGGCCUCUUUCAUCUAUAAAACCUAUAUGAUUCAGUUAAAUAUUUAUUUUUAAAAUUUAGUUUGUCUAAUUUAAGGUCCAUUUUACCACAUACAAAAAAUCAUAGCUUUUGAGUAUCAAAGAUGUGAACUGUGCAAUAUUUUACAUAGCAGAAUAAUCUGUUUUGCUUAAGCCUGGGACCAUGCCCAUGGAUUCCGGGAAUGUGCACCCCUUUUGGUUUAUUUUCGUCCUGUGGUUAUCAGCAAGUCUACCUGAAUUGUUUACUGCACAGUGCCUGGAAACGAGCCAUCAUGUGUCUUGGGACUUAUAGGUUAGAAAAGCACCAAAUGCUAGUGAUUUUGACCAAUGGGCGACAGAAACUAUUUAUUCUAAUUCAGAAGUCAAAAGCUUGAAUGCUCCUGCUACAAUUCCGAACAGCUUGCCAAGCCCCCCUGAGCACUGUACUUCAGUAAAGCUUGAAAAGGUAACUGGACUUCUGCCUGUGGGCAAUAAGGACCAACACAAUGCUAAUGGGAUGAGCCUGCCUAGUGACUCCGAAGGGUCUGACUCUCUGAAGCGGUGUGACAGUCCAGACAGCAGGCAGGCAGAAAACGGAGCUGCUCCAAGGCUCUCUGCAGCGAGCUCACAGGAGACUCUCAUUUCUGACGGUCCCCUCUCAGCAAAAGAAGAACAGGACCCAUCACGUUUGCCUGAAGUCACUCCAGAUCCCUACAUCAUGAGCCUUCAGAAUCUAAUGAAGAAGUCAAAGGAGUUCGUGGAGAGAGAACAGUCUAGACGAAGUCUGAGGAGUGGUGCAAAGAGAAGUGCUAGUGAAAGCCACUCAGACAAAGAAAACGAUGCUGCUAAGGCAGGUGACUGUGUGAAGGAGAAGACCCCACCUCUGCCCACAGGCCGGCACUGUGGCUCCACCAUCCCAGACAAACCAAGCCUUAAUAAGUCCAACGUUCUCCUACAAGGUGCUUCUCAAGCAAGCAACAUGGGCACGUCAGUUUUAGCCAGCUUUUCCAAAGUAGAUCUACCUGUGGGAAAUGACUCUCCCACUCUUCCAGAUGCCGAGGCAGCUUUUAAAGUUAUUCCCACCUUUAUUACUGAAAAUAAAGUUAUCAAAAGUCUUACAGGUCCAUACGCCAAAUUACCUAGUCCAGAGCCAAGUGUGAGUCCUACAAUGCAUCGAAGGCAUUCCAGGCCAUCGUCAGCAUGUCAGAUCCUUAUAAAUAACCCGGUGAAUGCCUGUGAGCUGAGCCCAAAGGGAAAAGAAGAGGCCAUGCAUAGAGUCACUCCAGCCGCUGGUGAAACAACCAAGGAAUCUGAAAUUGUGCCAAAGUCACCAGCUGACUUCACAGGCAAGGUUUCUGCUAGCAAAAGCAUGUUGGAGACCACAAAAGAAAUGGUUAUGGGUAAGCCAACUCAGGGACAUCAGGCCUUAGGAAAUCAAGUAGACAAUAAAGUCACUGUUGAGCAUGCUGCUAUGGAAGGUGCCCUCACACCCGAUGAGAGGGAAGUCCGGAAAGUGGACAGUACUUGUAUGGCAGUGCCCAAGUUGCAUGAACUACACACCACCAGUCAGUGUGUAGCAAGUCAGGCCAUGGAAGAUGUGUGUGGACUCAAGUCAGCCAAUAUGUUAGCAAAAAACUCUUGCAAUUUACAAAUGGAACUGAAUAAAUCAUAUGAUGUGAAAAACCCAUCUCCCUUACUUAUGCAGACCCAGAUGUCCAGACACCAGAUGGACACUCCUUUAGUGCCCUGUGGAAACGAACAGUUUUUGGAUAACAGUUUUGAAAAAGUUAAGCGGAGACUUGAUUUAGAUAUUGAUAGUUUGCAAAAAGAAAAUUGUCCUUACAUUAUAACAACUGGAGUAGCCGAACAGGAAAGGGAACACCUGCGAGAAAGAAGAUACUCUAAGGGAUCCGGCUACAUUAACAAGAAUAAGAUACUAGAAACUAGCCCUAAAGAAGGCCAGGAGAUACUAAAAAGCAGGAUGUUAGCGUUUGAAGAGAUGCGAAAGAGACUGGAGGAGCAGCAUGCGCAGCAGCUGUCCCUCCUCAUAGCAGAGCAGGAGCGAGAGCAGGAGCGACUGCAGAGGGAAAUAGAAGAGCAGGAGAAGAUGCUGAAAGAGAAGGCGGUUGCGGCAGAUGUCUCCGACUUGAGCAGUGCGCUGGAGCUGGAGUGGAGAAAAAGAAGCGGUUCUGCUCUGCUAGAAACAAUGCUGUCCCAGGUGGACUCGCUCCAGACCUCAGACAACUCUGGCUUCACAAAUUCUGCCCUACAAUAUAGCUUUGGUUCUGCAAGUGAAGCACCAUUCUACCUCUGGGGAUCGCUGGCCAGUGGCGUGACCAAACUCUCAGUAACGAGGCCUUUUGGAAGGGCCCAAGCUAAAUGGUCUCAGGUUUUUAGUCCAGAAAUACAAGCAAAAUUUAACAAAAUAACUGCUGUGGCAAAAGGAUUUCUUACUCGUAAACUUAUGCAAACAGACAAGCUGAAGCAGCUUCGACAAACCGUGAAAGAUACUAUGGAGUUCAUACGAAGCUUUCAGUCAGAAGCCCCGCUGAAGAGAGGUGUUGUCUCAGCCCAAGAUGCUUCCCUUCAGGAACGAGUGUUAGCUCAGUUGCGAGCUGCCCUGUAUGGUAUUCAUGACAUCUUCUUCGUAAUGGAUGCAGCUGAGAGGAUGUCAAUCCUCUAUCAUGAUCGAGAAGCCCGCAAAGAGAAACUGCUCCGGCAGAUGGGUAAAAUGAGAAGUCCGCGGGUGGCGCUUUCAGCCGCAACACAGAAGUCUCUCGACAGGAAGAAGUUCAUGAAAGUUGCUGAAAUGGGAAUGCCAAAUAAGAAGUUCCUGCUGAAGCAAAGCCCUUCAGAAACAAGAGUCCUUCAGCCAAACCAAGGACAGAAUGCACCUGUUCAUAGGCUACUUAGUAGACAAGGAACCCCUAAGACAUCAGUGAAGGGGGUUGUGCAAAAUAGACAGAAGCCUUCACAGAGCAGAGUGCCUAACAGAGCGCCUGUGUCAGGAGCAUAUGCAGGAAAAAUCCAAAGAAAGCAGCCAAAUGUUGCGACAAUUUAAGAAGACAGCAUUCACUGGGAUGAAGCAGGGGAGGAGGGCAUGCUGUCCCCACAUUCCAUUCCCUGGCCAGGACUUUUAGCUUAGCCCUGGCCUCUGUUUAUACAGGCAAAGAGACAGCAAGGGCUGAACAUUUGUAUGCAUAAUCUUGUCAGUUCGAAGAAUUCCUUCCUCAUUUUCCUAUUAAUGUAGUCUGGGUGAAGAUGAUUAGCUCAGCACAAUGUAUGUGCCCAGAGGUCUACAGUCACCCUUUUUUAUAAACAUAAGAAAUUUGGACUUAUUUUUACAGAAUAUUAAAAAGAUACCACCAAUUGUAAAUUAUCCCUAAAACCUAAAUUUCAUUCAUGACUAUAUACUGAUUGCUGAAUUUGAUAAACAAAUUAGAUACUAUUCUGUUCAAAAAUAAAUUGUUGCAGAAGUAUAUGUUUUUCUAAUUUUAAAUGCCCACGAUUCCAUAUCCUUUGACUUGCAGUGUAGGAUGAAACACUUGCCACACUGAAUCCUAAGUAAGAAGUGGCUGGGGAGGGGGGGGUCAUGGUUUUGGGUAAAGGACAUUCCUGUGGACAACUACUAGUCGUUUUACAGAAAUGUCAGGUUUCAUGUAUGUUACUAUUAGCUGUAGGGAGACUAGAUAGAAGUACUUUCUUGGGAAGUGGCAAGUUCAGAGAAGAGAGCUUCAUGAAUGUAGCGCCUGGGAAUGCACUGUGAAGACAGGACAGCAGAGUGCAUGCAGUUAGUUCCGUUUCGUCUAGGUAGCUUAUUUCUUCCUAGUCUUCUUUUUCCAGCAUGCUUCACUUAAGAGAGAAUAAAGGGCUAUUUAGUAAGAAAUCCAGAUGGGUAGCAUAGUAAUACUGUCUAGUUUAAAAUCUGCAGUAAAGGCACCGAGAUUGUAUAGCUUUCAUGACUAACAUAUUCAUUAAAUGCAUCAACCAACACUGUACCAAGAGAAUAUGAUUUUAUGAAAGAGAAUGCUACUUUUCAUAUAAUCCUAAAAAGGGCUUUGUGCUUCUUAUAUGACAUUGGGACUGUGUACAUUUGAUCCUUAUGACUUGAAUUUUAAAGAUAGUAGUAUUUUGAAGAUGCAGCCUAUAAAUAUUCUUAACCUUUUAGGAAUAUGGAGAUAAAGAUUGUUUUUCUGAUUUUCUUCCAUCUGAGAUUUGAGUUUUAUACCCAGCAAUAGUUACAAAAUAAUAACCCACUCUGGGUGUAAACUUGCUUUUCUUUAUUGAGACUUACCAUUCAUUGAAUAGAAAAAGAAAAUAGUCAAAAAAAAAAAAAAAGUCCAGGUUACUGCCAGGCGGUGGUGGUACACACCUUUAAUCCCAGCAUUCGGGAGGCAGAGGCAGGCUGGUCUCUGAAUUCGAGGCCAGCUUGGUCUACAUAGCGAGUUCUUGGAUAGCCAGGGCUACACAGACAAACCCUGUCUUGAAAAACAACCAAAAAAUGUCCACAUUACAGCUUUUUUACUUGUAGGAAGAUACACCGAGUUAUCUUUCAAAUGCGAUAAACUGCUUCAUUGUUUGAAACACUCAGGAUGCUUACUCGUAUCAUUGUGGGCUCUUCUAUGAGAAGAGGAGCUGUUUGUGUGCAUUACUAUAGCUAAAGAAAACUGCUUAGGAAAGCUACAGCUACUUUUAGAUUAAGGAUGAGAAACUGGUGUGUUUUUAAUUUCAAGAUGAAAGUUUUGUGUGUUUUACAUUUGAAUGUUCAGAAUUUUCUCUCAGAAAAGUGCCAGGCACUGUUUUGUGCUUUUGAAGCUUUAUUUAUAUGUGUUAUCUUUAUUGUUAUUUUUACUUUGACUGGAAUGUCUGUUCAUGUAAAUUCUAUUUAUUUUUAUACUUUGAUUUUCACUAGUCUUGCUUCUAGGUAAAAGGCAAAAUAAACUUACAUCCUAAAGGAAA
This is a messenger RNA of Arvicola amphibius (Eurasian water vole), 6075 nucleotides long. It is a transcript of the gene Ccp110, whose product is annotated as centriolar coiled-coil protein 110. Gene Ontology annotation, cellular component: centriole. Gene Ontology annotation, biological process: centriole replication; regulation of cytokinesis; centrosome duplication. Bases 1634 to 4177 code for a protein of 847 amino acids. The record is from RefSeq and is a predicted model, not a curated record. The transcript has 13 exons. Lineage: Eukaryota; Metazoa; Chordata; Mammalia; Rodentia; Cricetidae.